Mucor mucedo is the source of this 489-nucleotide messenger RNA. RefSeq lists its product as uncharacterized. Gene Ontology annotation, biological process: regulation of transcription by RNA polymerase II. NCBI's taxonomy places the organism in Eukaryota, Fungi, Mucoromycota, Mucoromycetes, Mucorales, Mucoraceae. Gene Ontology annotation, cellular component: nucleus. The transcript is spliced from 2 exons. Bases 1 to 489 code for a protein of 162 amino acids. Gene Ontology annotation, molecular function: DNA-binding transcription factor activity, RNA polymerase II-specific; sequence-specific double-stranded DNA binding. The record is from RefSeq and is a predicted model, not a curated record.
AUGUUAUCAGUAACAAACAUGUUGAAUUACAAACAACAACACUACAAAAGACCAGCUGUACUGGAUAUUAGCAACCUCUUAAAUACCCCAUACCAACCCAAAAGCCCUUCUCUCUCACCCUCAUUAACAUCAUCACCAGCAAGCAUAAAUUCCUUCACAAGUUACCCGUUUCCAACGCAACAGGCUGAAUGGCAAGAUGCUAAACACAGAUCACACACACCCAUCAAUGAUGAUGAUGAAUCCUCAGCUGCUAUCAAAGCAAAACGCAGAAGAGCCAAUGCCAAACAACUCGAAGUCCUAAAUAGAGUGUUUGAUCGUACAUUCUUUCCGUCCACUCAGAUGAGAGCUGAGCUUGGCAGACAAUUAGGCAUGAGCCCAAGAACUGUCCAGAUCUGGUUCCAGAACCGUAGACAAGCAAUGCGUACAAGAGAACGUCAAAGACUAAUUAGGCUUCGCAAUAAUGACUCUAAGCAAACCACUACUGAGUAA